This is a messenger RNA of Phycomyces blakesleeanus NRRL 1555(-), 1177 nucleotides long. RefSeq lists its product as hypothetical. Bases 63 to 968 code for a protein of 301 amino acids. The record is from RefSeq and is a predicted model, not a curated record. The transcript has a single exon. Lineage: Eukaryota; Fungi; Mucoromycota; Mucoromycetes; Mucorales; Phycomycetaceae.
GUUCAACUAUACUGUUUUAACUCUUUCCAUAAACAAACAAAAAAUUGAUACAACACAAUAAGAUGAAGCACUCAAUUAAUACAACCAACUUACAACACUCACACUCACACUCGCAUGGACCAUUGACACCACCAGAGGAUGUCCUAACUUCACCUUUGCCUACGAUCAAUGAACCCCAGAAGCCUCGCAAAUCGUCCGUAACCUUUGACCCGGCUCUGCAAUUCAAGAACGAAGAGAUCCUGUCUCCAACCGCCACAGAAUCACCCCAGCCGAUGGCAAUUGACCUCAAUGCGCACGCCGUCCCGAGCUCUAUUCUGGUCUCGCUCUGGGAUCGAGAAAACGAGAUGCGUGACCUCGUAAAGCACAACCAUAUGUUCUUCGACCCUCUGAGGACCCAUUUGCCAAACUGGUCGCGGUUCGAGAACACCCUCUACUGCCCACGCAGCCAAUUGAAUGACGAAGCCUGGAUGAGCCGUAUCGGAAAGGCUCUGGAGGCCAACCCGUCCUUAUUGGAUCGGUUUAAAGAUCUGGUGGGGUACAUUGGUAAUGAACCAGAUGACAUUAAUGGCAACCAACUGAACGACGACGACGAAGAGUCUAUUGAUGCUCCAGAAUUCGACAAUGUCGAUCUAGUCAACAUCCGCAACUUCCCAAAUCGACUCAAGAAGUUCCCAGAUUCAUAUCCUCAGUUCUUUAUCAACUGUCAGCAAGCACUUGAUUCUAAUGGACCCGCUAAUGCCUAUGAGCAUUUUAAAGAAACGCUAUUCUGUCCAAGAAGUCAGAUGACAGAUGAUAUGUGGGAGUCUUCCCUGAAUGAUCAGCUGAAGGUUGCCCCUAUUUUGAUGACCCAACUCAAGGAAAUAAUAGCCUAUGAAGCCGAGGAAGAAGAAGAGGAAGAAGAGGAAGCAGAAGAGGAAAAGGAAAAGAAAGGGAGAGGAGUCGAAUCAGAAUUACAAGAAGACGUAUGACCUGUCUUGUAAUAUAUUAUUUUCACUAUAAUCCCUUGUCCCCCAAUACAUAAUAUAUUGAUUUAAAAGACCCUCAUACAUAUAUAUAUAUAUAUAUAAAACGCCCCCCCCCCCCUCUCUCUCUCUCUUGCACUAUCAUUCUUUCUUUUAUUUUCUCAUACUUACACUUAAUCGUACAUACAAAUAUAAAUAUAAAUAACAAAUACAAC